Molecule: messenger RNA, 1443 nt
Organism: Sodiomyces alkalinus F11
Lineage: Eukaryota; Fungi; Ascomycota; Sordariomycetes; Glomerellales; Plectosphaerellaceae
Exons: 2
Coding region: 1-1443 (480 amino acids)
Biological process (GO): maintenance of rDNA; regulation of exit from mitosis
Source: RefSeq, a predicted model, not a curated record
AUGCCUCCUCGCAUUGUCCGGCGCAAGCCUUGGUCCGAAAGGAUCAAGGCCAUGCUGAACCCCAUGGAUUUCUUGCUUUGGCUGUCGGAGGAGCUGGAGACCAGGGACUGGGACUCCAAGGCUCUAGGAACUCAGUUGGGCCUGGCUUUCAACUUUGCCUUUCUGAUCGCUCGAGCUAAUAGCCGGGAGUCCGGGGGUCAAGAUGAUGUGUUUAGUGACUACAGCAGCAGCAACAUGGCCACUUAUUUGUUCCGAACGCUCGUUUGGAUUCUCCUUUUCCUCUCCACCUCCAACGCCAUCUACACCAUGACGAGAUCCCGACACUACCGACUAUUUGAAGUCAACGUCGAGCAGCCCCCACAAACACCGUCUGCUUCCCGCGUCAAAGUGCAGUCGUCGCCAGUAGCUUCAUCGCCGCUGCGGUUUCUGGCCAAUGUGAUGCUACCAGAGACUGCCGAGUCUAGGGCUCAUCCGGAUAAGACACGGGAUGUGUGGGAAUUGGCCGUCUGGGACCCGUUGCCCGUAUCUCUCCAGCUCUUUGCUCUGUUCAGCCCGGGCCACGUCCUUGUGUAUAUGCUUUAUUUGCCGCUGGUGCCGUUGGACCCGCGCCCCAGCGUGACGGUGUUCAACUGCCUCCUCCUCCAGGUCAUCAUGAGCGCGCAGCUCCUGUUCCUGCAGUCGCGAUUCUCCCAGCAGAUCAAGGACACGGCUAUCAUACACAAGGAGGUGCUCCAUGAAUACGACACCAAGUUCGUGCACCCUCGGCUGCACCCGGUUGUUCGCGACGUCGCCACGCAGACUUCGUCGGAGGACGACACGAACAAGGGAGGCUCCGUACAGCUAGGCACGCCGACGACGGUGAUCAAGAAAGAAUUCCAAACCUUUCCGAACCCGAACUACAUGCGACACGUCGACCCCGAUUACGAAACGUCGUCUCAAUUACGACCGCAGGCGAACGUCAUGAACCCCCGGCUCUUCACUCCGACGAAUAAGACCCCGGCCCGACGAUGGGGCACCGCCGCAUCGACGACUCCACAGCCCGGCAGCCGUUCGAGUUCACGACAGAGCCUGCCGGCUGGCUAUCAACAACACCAGACUAUGCCGUCGGCGCCAUCACCGGGUCUCGGCCUGAGCAGCGCGAAGAGCACGGGGACACAGUUCGGGGGCAGUCUCGGCGCGUUCACGCACGUCAACUCUCCCCUGAAGAAGGCUAGUAGCCUUCACGACAUCGGGUCCGGUUUCAGAUCGCCGAGGAACUCGAGAGAGAUGGCGGCGAUGGAACAGCAGAGGUCGAGUCCACUCAAGGAGCAUAGAAGAGUAACGGUGGGAGGCGACGGGGUGGCCACAACAUCCGGUUCUGGGGGGGUUAACCCUUUUGCCCAGGCACAGCGGGAUAGGCUCACACAGGAGAGAUAUCCCAAGAUGUGGACCGGAUGGAAUUGA